GGCGAGGACGGUGGGUCGUGGGCGAUUAGGCAUCGCUGUGCAAUGUCUGUUUGGGCGACAGGCAAGGGCAGGGGUGGGGGUGAUACCGCAGCGGAGCAUGCAUCUUUUUACGUAUGAUCUGCAUCAUGACGUGGGUGGUGCGGAGAACAUGUUGCGGCUUCCACUUGACCGACACGAGCGAGACUACCUGCCGUGGGAGCGCCACAUCCAUGCCCUGGUGGUACUGUUGGUGAAGCAGGGCCGCAUGUCCGUGGAUGAGCUGCGUCGUGGUGUGGAAGGACUGCCGUCGUCCCUCGCGGAGCAGGCUAGUUACUAUGAAAAGUGGGGCUUGUCUGUCAGCCGCAUCUUGACCGAAAAGGGCACAGUGUCGGGCCAUGAGCUCGAACAAGGCUUUCUGGGCGUGCCCACUACAGACUUGCCCCAAGUGCCGCGCUUUCAGGUGGGACAGCGCGUCAUGGUACGCCCGUUUGGCACCACCUUUGCCUAUCGACAACCACACCUGCGUGUCCCGGGCUACGUCCACGGUGCCGUCGGAACCAUCGUUGAACUGCCCGGCCUCUUUCAGGACCCGAUGACCGGGGCCUACGGUGAGCGUGGAACGGCCCAGCCGCUCUACCGAGUGGCUUUCAGCCACCGUGCCCUCUGGCCCGAGGGCGCUGCGCACGCUGAACCCGGUGAGCUUGAGGAUGGUGUUGUUGUGGACGUCAGUCAACCGUGGCUGGAAGCCCUAAGCGAAGCCGACUACGCCCAGCGCUUGGCCACGCUGCAUCGCGUUGCCUUUACCCCCGACUCCAAUCCCCCCCAAGCCCACAAGCACCAUCAUCAUCGUCAUCACCAUGACCAUCACCACCACCACCACCAUCAUCAUGCAAUGCAUGCCGAACAUGAAGCGCACACGCAUGAUACUCGGUAUGGCACAGAGCAGGCUGCCGUGGCCAAGGAGGCCGCCUUAGAUUUUCCCUACCAGCCCUGGUGUGAAGCCCUGGUGCAAACGCUCACCAGACGCGGCGUGGUUCGAUCUGAUGAAUUACAUGCCACCCUGGCCUCCCUUGAUGCCCUCCAAAACUCUGGAGCCGGUCCACAGCUCGUGGCACGGGCCUGGAGCGAUGCAGCCUUUGCCGAGUGGCUCUUGACGGACGCUGCCGCUGCUGCAGAAAGCCUCGCUAUCAGGACAACCAACUACGAUGCCGACCCGGCCAGCGCCGAGCGCGUGGGUGGGCAUCGCCUCUUUUCUCACAAUCAUACUGAGCUACGCGUCGUUGCCAACACUGACACGGUCCACAACCUCGUCUGUUGCACACUGUGCAGCUGCUAUCCCACUGCCAUCCUAGGCCUCUCCCCGCCGUGGUACAAGUCCAAGGUUUUCCGUGCGCGAGCCGUCCGAGAGCCACGCCGCCUGUUGCGCGAAGAGUUUGGGCUAGUGUUGCCAGAGGCGCGUGGCAUUCGCGUUCACGACAGCACGGCCGACUUGCGAUACAUGGUACUGCCCCAGCGGCCCCAGGGCACUGAAGGCUGGAGUGAAGAACACCUACGCACCAUUGUCACCCGUGACUCUCUGCUGGGGACAGCCGUGCCUCGCGUUGACUGAUCUCCCGUCUGCUGAGCCUUUUUUUGUUUUUUAAAACACCCCAGGUUGCGAACCGAAUUGGGUGUGUGGGCGGAGAACAAAACAAACUGUGAAUUGGCACAAACCGAGUAGAGACGCGGUGCAGUGAGGUGCCAAGUCCAGAGCCACUUUGCACUCUUCCUCCAACUGCUUCAAAUUAGGAUAAAAAUAAAAAAAGGAGCAGGUUGAACCAGAAUCGAUUUGAACAUCC
Molecule: messenger RNA, 1817 nt
Organism: Monosiga brevicollis MX1
Lineage: Eukaryota; Choanoflagellata; Craspedida; Salpingoecidae
Exons: 2
Coding region: 98-1588 (496 amino acids)
Molecular function (GO): catalytic activity; transition metal ion binding
Source: RefSeq, a predicted model, not a curated record